GUUUGAUAAACGUUGUGGUCGAUAUCUUUUUACAAUGAUCGGUAUUCCUACUUUCGUCUAUAGUUCACUUUUAGUUUCUUUCAUGUGUAAUUUCAAUCAAGCCACCGCAGCGAAUUAUGGUUGGUUUACAAUUCUCAGAAUGGAAGAGAAACCUAUUAGCCCUCAAGAUAUAUAUUUUAUGAAAAAUAAGAAUGACGAGCGAACAGAAACUGUGGAUCUCCAACUUUACUAUGAAACUCUAUGUCCAUAUUGCAUACAAUUAGAGAGCACUCAAUUCAAGAAUGUCGUUAAUACUUUAAGCCCUUACCUAAACAUUAAAACUUACCCGUACGGAAAUGCUCAGACAAUCGAGACAAAUGGAAGUAUAGAAUUUAAAUGUCAACAUGGACCUAAAGAGUGUUACGGAAAUAAAUUACAUGCAUGCAGUCUUAAACAUAUUACAAACCAUACUGACGCUUUGAACUUCAAUAUAUGUAUGAUGGAGACAAAUGACAAGACUAGAGGGUCGGAUGAUGCGGCAGUACUGAAGUGCGCAGAUGAAAUGAAUAUAGACAAAAGUCAAAUACUCCAAUGUGCCAAGGGUAAAGAAGGAGGUCAAUUGCUCAAGUAUUAUGGAGAAGAAAGUCACAAGGCCAACUUUAAUUAUGUGCCAUACGUGCUUAUCAACGGAGUCGAAUGGCUGCAGAACGGCACAUUGAUGCAAGACGUCUGCGCUGCCUUCAAAGAUCCGCCAGAAGUUUGCAAUCAAUAA
Molecule: messenger RNA, 751 nt
Organism: Amyelois transitella
Lineage: Eukaryota; Metazoa; Arthropoda; Insecta; Lepidoptera; Pyralidae
Product: GILT-like protein 2
Exons: 5
Coding region: 35-751 (238 amino acids)
Molecular function (GO): oxidoreductase activity, acting on a sulfur group of donors, disulfide as acceptor
Source: RefSeq, a predicted model, not a curated record